AUGUUACAAAGAGCUCUUAUUUCUCUAAGUGGUAAAAGAAAGGAUAGUCGUAGGAAAAUCAGUCCUUUUCCUCCGAUGCUUGAAUUUGUAUCUGAACAAAAAUUAUGUGACCGAAGGGUAAUGUUGGAGAAAUACAUUCAAAGUAUUGUCGAUAUUCAGGAGUAUCGGGAAUCGGACCUCGUCCUUAGGUUUCUUGAGGUGUCGCCAUUGUCAUUCGUGAAUUGUUCCACAGGUUUGAAACUAAAAGAAGAUUGCGUUCACAAGCUGCCGUCCUAUAAUUAUUUUAACAAAUGUUACUGUACAUCCACAAUAUGUUUGCAGAAAAGAUGGCUCAUUUUGAAAGAUAGCUAUUUUGUAUAUAUGAAACAGCGUGGAGACAAAGUCAAAGCAAAAGAUAUUGAUAAGUCAGAAAAAGGCAAGCUAAGAUUUGCAUUUUCAAUUGAGCUCAGUGGAAAAAAUAGAUCUUGGAGAUUAUGCAAUAUAUUUUUAAUGGAUCAGAACUUUGCAUUUAAGACAAGAACAGUUGAACGAUCAGGACAGUGUCAACUUAAGUUAUAUAAUUCUCUUGGUGAAUUAGUCGUAAUCUGUCAAUCAGAAUCUCGUAUGAAUGAUUGGAAUAAUAUUCUGUCAUCACAUAUUUAUCAAGAUGGCACAAGAGAUUUUAUACAAUACAAUCGUUUUGGAUCAUUUGCUCCACCAAGAUCUGAUACACAAAUAUGCAUGUUUAUAGAUGGGGCAUGUUAUAUGGAAGCUGUAGCCAAAGCUAUUGCUCAAGCUCAAAACGAAAUUUUCAUCACAGAUUGGUGUAUGCAUCCUACAGUCUUUCUCAGACGGCCAGUACGUGAUAACACAUGGCGGCUGGAUAUGUUACUUCAUGCUAAAGCAAAACAAGGGGUCAAAAUAUACAUAAUGCUUUACAAGGAAAGCGAAUUCGCAGUGAAGUUUAGAAGCAGAAAAGUGAAGCGAUGGCUUCGAUCUCUUCAUUCAAAUAUUCAUGUUUAUCGUUCACCACGUUCAACUCGUUUAUGGAGUCACCAUGAGAAAAUGGUUGCUAUUGAUCAGUCAGUUGUUUUCCUUGGUGGUAUCGACCUUUGUUUUGGUCGAUGGGAUACCAAUGAUCAUAGGCUUCAAGAUGUUCACAAAGUUGCUAAAGUUCAAGAGAUCAAUACAGAAUUGAGGAGAAUUAGAAGUUUACGUAAACGAUCAAGAAAUACAUCACAUACCUUGGGUAGACCAAGCUUUGAUUUUGGCGAUAUUGAAAUGCAUGAUAUUGGAUCAGACAGUGAACAAAUGAGUUCACACUGUGACAAUACUCCUAAAUCACGUCGUCGAAAGCUCACAGAUGCGAUUCAUCGAGCUGGAGAUGCAAUGCGCUCUCUCAUGUAUCAAAUGGCAUUAGAUAAAAAAGAAAGUCAACAAGUAUUAGACGACCAAGUGAAUCCUGCCUAUUGUGAAUCAGAAUGGGGAAACUAUGAAAAUGACUCAAAUUUUAUUUACGAUAAUCCUGCUUAUGACGAUGAAGUGACAACAGAUGUAGUUAUACGCAAAAAACUAGCUGCCCUAGAAAAUCUUUCACAGGCUGGUAAACGAUGUACCUGGGUUGGACAAGACUAUGUCAACUGGAGUUUGGUUGAGCCAUUAGCCAAAGAACACCCUGCAGUAGACUUGGUAGAUAGAACAUGUGUGCCACGAAUGCCAUGGCAUGAUGUUGGCUGUGUAAUUGAAGGAACUGCAGCAUGUGAUAUAUCUAGACAUUUCAUCCAACGUUGGAAUCAAAUACGCGCCAGAAAGAUCAAAUCUGCACCACGUGGCAGUGCAAAACGAAUAAUACAGCGUCUUGUGCCAGGUUUACUACCAUCACACCCAUGUUCUCCAUGGACAGAGACAAAACUGUCCACAGUUCUUGUAGACCCAAGACAGUCAACAACUUGUACAGUGCAAGCAUUACGAAGUGUUGCCAACUGGUCGUUGGGAAUUCAGUCAGCUCACAAGAAAGGAUUUCGUGAAUCUUUCCGACAAAUUUUCCAUCAAAAUUUACAUACUGUAACUAUUAAAGAUGUGCAUUCGGAUGAGAAUAAACACCAAAUAGGAUUGGAAAAGUCCGUUCUGUCAGCAUAUCUUACUACUAUACAAGAAGCAGAACAUUUUAUAUACAUCGAAAAUCAGUAUUUUGUUAGCUACAUUCUUGGGUCACUAGAAGAAUACGAACAAGCAGGUUUUUCAAUCGAAGACGUCUUAGAGGGAAAAUGUUCUGACAAGCCAACAUCUGAUUAUCUACCACCUAGCCACUCUAGCGGUUUGGUUAAAAAUCGUAUAUGUGAAGCAAUCUAUCUCAGGAUUUUACGAGCUUACAAUGAGGGGCGUUCAUUCCGUGUGUACAUAGUGCUGCCUUCACUGACUGCAUUCAAAGGUGAAGUUGGGACUUCCUCUGGGACUUAUAUUCAUGUAAUUCUAAAGUAUAUUAGACAAAGCUUGUUUGUCGGUGAAUAUGCUUUGAUUCCACGACUGAAACAAGUUAUACCAAACCCUGAAGACUACGUUUCAAUAUGCAGCUUACGAACGUAUGAUGAAUGGCCUGAUGGUACAAUAAAAUCAGAACUGAUUUAUGUUCACAGUAAAGUGAUGAUUAUUGAUGAUAAAAAAAUGAUUCUAGGAUCAGCUAAUAUAAAUGAUCGUAGUAUGCUGGGUUUUCGUGACAGUGAAUUAGGCAUCAUAAUUGAAAGUAACUCAGACAAUGAUCUUAUUGAUGGAAAAUUUAACGGGAUAGAUGUAAAAGUUCAUCCAUUUGUACAAAGAUUUCGAAGAAGUUUAAUGGCUGAAUUUCUCGGAAUAUUACCAAAAUCUUCAAGAGAAUCUAGACAUAGUAUGAAUCAUGACUUAUUAGAUGAUCCAGUAUCAGAUGGAUUUUUUCAUAAUUUAUGGAAUGGAACUGCUGUUAGUAAUGGAGAACUUUUUGAAAAAAUUUUCAACUGUAUUCCUGCAUCGGAUUUGUUAACAUUUCGACAAUGUGUUGAAAGGAGAAAUCAAAUCCCGUUGAUAAGAAGUGAUCGACAAAAAGCACUUGAGUUACUUAAAGAAAUUAAAGGCUACUUAAUACCCUUUUAUCCUGAUUUUCUUGCAAAUGAAUCUCUUGAAUGUCCAGUAGGAAGUAUUGAACGAAUGAUUCCAGAAGUGGUAUGGACUUGAAAAAUUUAUUUUGAAAAUACCAAUGACCAAGUGCACAACUCUUGAUAUGGAAACCAUUCUUUCAAGAAAGAGAAUGAAUAUUAACUUUAGAAAAAUUCUAAUUUUAUUUGAAGAAUCUUUAUUUACAUACUUAUGUCUUCCUUAAAGUCUUUAUGUUCUAACUUAGAUUUUUAUGCACUUUACCUUAUUUUUGUUGGGUACUCAUAUUUUAUAUUCACUACUUUUGUAAAUUUAUUAGUUUUUUUUCUAACGAUGUAACGUCUUUCAAAAAUCAAAAAACAUUAUGAAACUUGAUGUGUAUAAAUGCCUGAACAGGGUAGAAACUAACUUUCAGAUUUUGAAAAGUCUUUGAAAGCUCUGUAAAACUAGGAGAAUGAUUGUGAUAAAAAUUAACUCUGAUCAAUAAAAGUGGACCGGUGAAAAUGCUGAGUCAGUUUUAUUGGGCAGAAACAUCUCAUUGAUAAUAUUACUCACUUUAGUUUCAACGAAAUUGUUUCUUGAAUGUAGAUUUCCAGUUACUAUUGUUUGACGUUUUUUUAAAGAAAUUUAUUCUAUUCCAUCAUUGGUGAUAGAAACCAGUCUCAGCAAUAUAGAUUUUCACUAUUAACUUACAUGGUAUAAAAUUCCUCGACUAACGGAAUAAAAAUGUACUAUUUAUUUGUAAUUGGUUUUAUGAACUGACGAAAUUUUUCUUAAAGUGUGAUUUGUCAUUUACUGACUAAAGCGCCUUAUCACCAUCUGAAAGAAAAUGCAAAUCAUGACAUACUGCUCAUUUACAGUUCUCUCUCAUUGAAAAAUUUGUAAUACAAAACAGGCACCCAAUAAAGUUUUUCCUUUGUAUUCUUUGUUUUUGUCUUUAAAAAAGCCUUUGGAUGACAAAUAUAUCUGUAUUGC
Molecule: messenger RNA, 4080 nt
Organism: Trichobilharzia szidati
Lineage: Eukaryota; Metazoa; Platyhelminthes; Trematoda; Strigeidida; Schistosomatidae
Source: the annotation of a GenBank genome assembly